AUGACAUCAUUAUAUGUGUAUGAUAGACACAUAUAUAGCCAAAGUGGGUUCAGAAGCAAAAAGAAUCUAGUGUUAGAGCUGCUGUUAACUUUAUGUGUUAUAAAAUCCAACCAUAUGGAUAUAUUCUUAGAAGAACUUACUUUCUAUAUAGCCCACCUGAUGUUGGGAAAAAUCUUAAAAGCUUAUUUCCAAUCUGAAACUCUAGUAGUUCCAGCUUCAGGUGUUGAAACUUUAGCAGUAUGUUCUAGUUCAAGCUCCAGUUCAAGUUCAAGCAGUUCCAGCUCUAGUAGUUCAAGUUCAAGUAGCUCAAGCUCUAGUAGUUCAAGCUCUAGCAGUUCUAGUUCAAGUAGUUCAAGCUCUAGCAGUUCCAGUUCGAGUAGUUCAAGCUCAAGCUCCAGCAGCUCCAGCUCCAGCAGUUCAAGUUCGAGCAGUUCAAGCUCCAGCUCAAGCAGUUCCAGUUCAAGUAGCUCUAGUUCAAGUUCAAGCAGUUCAAGUUCAAGCAGUUCAAGUUCAAGCAGCUCCAGUUCAAGUAGCUCUAGCUCAAGUUCAAGUAGUUCAAGCUCUAGUAGUUCCAGUUCAAGUAGUUCAAGCUCUAGUUCCAGCUCAAGCUCUAGUAGUUCCAGCUCAAGCAGUUCAAGUUCUAGCAGUUCAAGCUCCAGUUCAAGUUCAAGCAGUUCAAGUUCAAGUAGCUCUAGUUCAAGCUCUAGUAGUUCCAGUUCAAGCAGUUCUAGUUCAAGCUCUAGUAGUUCCAGUUCAAGCAGUUCAAGUUCUAGCAGUUCAAGCAGUUCAUCUUCUAGUAGUUCAAGUUCAAGCUCAAGUAGCUCAAGCUCGAGCAGUUCGAGCUCGAGUUCUAGCAGUUCAAGUUCGAGUUCUAGCAGUUCAAGUUCGAGUUCUAGCAGUUCAAGCUCAAGUUCGAGUUCUAGCAGUUCAAGCUCAAGCUCGAGUUCUAGCAGUUCAAGCUCAAGUUCAAGUAGUUCAAGCUCAAGUUCAAGCAGUUCAAGUUCGAGUAGCUCAAGCUCUAGUAGUUCAAGUAGUUCUAGCUCAAGUAGUUCCAGCUCAAGUAGUAAGUACUCUAAAUAUAACAUUCAUUUUUCAAAAGAGAAUACUGUAUGAUUUCUGGAAGGUAAAGUUGUUUGCCAUAUUCAGUAGUGAUUCCAUAUUUAAAUUAAGUUCAUAUUUAGUAAAUGUAUCAAAAAACAUUUGCC
Molecule: messenger RNA, 1205 nt
Organism: Penaeus monodon (black tiger shrimp)
Lineage: Eukaryota; Metazoa; Arthropoda; Malacostraca; Decapoda; Penaeidae
Exons: 8
Coding region: 1-1113 (370 amino acids)
Source: RefSeq, a predicted model, not a curated record